Molecule: messenger RNA, 4583 nt
Organism: Didymella exigua CBS 183.55
Lineage: Eukaryota; Fungi; Ascomycota; Dothideomycetes; Pleosporales; Didymellaceae
Product: putative histidine kinase HHK6p
Exons: 5
Coding region: 265-4395 (1376 amino acids)
Biological process (GO): phosphorelay signal transduction system; phosphorylation
Molecular function (GO): phosphorelay sensor kinase activity; protein binding
Source: RefSeq, a predicted model, not a curated record
AAACGGUUUGCAGUCGCGUAUUUCCGGCGCCCAGGACCCCUCUCUCUCUUUUGCACCUCCAGCGAUUACGUCUGCGUUCGAUACCCUCCAUGUUUGCUUUGCACCACGUCCUCCAGUGCUCUCGGUUGGUCUAGUAGAGCCCUGGUCUGUUCUGCAGUCACCGUGGAAUAUCGGGCAAUCUGGGCUCAGGACUUCUGGGCGCCUUACGCAGAGCAUAAACCAUAGUCUACGAAACUUACGGCCUGCACAAUACAACUCUCAAUCAUGAUGACUCAGGACCUGCAAGAAGCUGAGAGCGGGUAUUUCCCAAUCAGCGACCGACCCAAGUCUCCCAGCUCCAUACACAGCAGAGACUCCAUGUCAAUACAUUCGUCGCAGCCGUCCGCCAUGGUGGCGUCUCUGACCGCGUUGCAGUACCUGCCAGUACCUCUGCUGGUCCUAUCAUCAAAUAAGACCGUAGUGGUCGCGAACGAGGCCAUGGGGCGUCUGCUGGGAAUCGACUUCGAAAGUACCGCCUAUCAUGACUUUUCGAUAUCUGAGGUCCUGCAGGACAAGACAAUGGGAGAGCUCGGCAUUGACAUUCUGCAGAAUGGAUCACCACUGUUAGUGUCAUGGGAGGACUUUCUAGAUUGUGUGAUCGACGAUGCCCAAACGAACAGUACCGAUGAAGAGAAUGACCAGCUGCAGAGCGGUAACACAACACCCACAGCGCACUCGACAAACGAACGGACUUCCUCCCCAUCGAAUCCCCCGCUGCCCCUGCUGAGCAGUACAAACCUGGCGCGGACUACUGUACAUGACGUCUCUGUUGAAGUAGUUGUUUCGCCACUCAUGCGCGGUCCUGGCGGUGCCGUACAGAAGAAAGACAAGACCUCACAACAUGGCGCGUUCCAGGCCACUUGUAUCAUUUCGAUAUGGAAAAUAGAGGACACUCAGUACUUCACUCUGACUUUCACCAGCACCACAGCUUCGCAAUCAGUGGGCAGAGCGCGCCCUUCGAGUCGAGUCGUCAAUCGCACCCACACCGGACCUCACCUGAACAAGUCGCGCGGCUCUGGAUCGAGCUCAUCAUCAGGACACCGUUCGGGUAGCAGCUCGACCAACGCCUCAAAAGUCGUCACACCUACAAUACAACAGCCAAUCUUCCCACCCCGUGGACCACCCAUACUCGGUGAAUUAGAUACGUCUACGAUCUCAAUCUUCCAAAAGGCUACUCAAUUGAAGGAUGCGCUUCUCAACUCGAUUAACAUGCCAGCAUACGCCAUGUGGAAAGACGAGAGUUUCGGGAUACCAAAUCAAGCGCUUCUACGACUUUUGCCCAAAGAUGCUACGUAUACUCCAGGCGAUCAGCGGGCGUUCCUCGCUCUGUUCAAGGUCUGGACGGAGGACUUCCAGCGACCGCUCGACAUCGAUGAGUUUCCAAUCGUACAAGUGUGCAGGACAAAGCAGCGUAUUGAGAAGGUGCGACUUGGUAUGCGCCAGUUAGGCACCGGCAGGGGCAUUGUAUUCGAGGCCACCGGAGAGCCAGUGGUGCAUCCGGAAACCGGCGACUUCUUGGGAGGAAUUGUGAUAUUCAAGGAUGUGACAGAGUAUACCAAGGCGAUAGCAGCUCGGGUGGAGGAGAACGAGAAGCAGUUCGAGUACAUCGCCAAUUUUAUGCCGGUCAUGGUCUGGACAACAACGCCUGACGGCCUCCACGACUGGUUCUCGCAACGCUGGUACGAUUACACCGGUCUUACCGAAGGACAGAGUCUGGGCGAGGGAUGGAGACUGCCUUUCCACCCUGAGGACAUGGUCACUUCGAAGCAGGUCUGGUUCAACUGCCUCGCCACCGGUGACGAAUACAACACAGAGUACCGAUGCCAGAGAUACGAUGGUGAUUGGCGUUGGAUGCUCGGGCGAGCCAUUCCUUUCCUCAACGAUGCGGGCAAGAUCAUCAAGUGGUUUGGUACUUGCACUGACAUCCAUGAUCUAGUCAUGGCUCGCCAGGAAGCCAAACAAACGCGCGAACAGCUGCGAAAGGUCAUCGAGCAUGCCAAAAUCGUGCUGUGGGCUGUUGAUAGGCAAAAUAAGGUGGUCUUGAUGGAAGGCGACAGAGGCCCCGAAAAAGACCGCAAAGAGGUUCUCGGUGGAGACAUGUUCGAGCAGUUCGACAUGAACGCCCCAGAUCGAGAGCGCUGGAGACAGCCAAUCCAGGAAAUUCUCAACGGCAAGGCACAAGACGAGAUGGUAGAACGAUACAUGUCUUCAAACCGCUACUUCCGAACGCGCCUUGUGCCACGGUGGAGUACUAUACGGACAGGCGGUAUUGAAGGCGAGGCAUUCAUCGACGGUGUCAUUGGUGUUUCAAUGGAUAUAACGGAGUUGCGAGAAAGAGAAGACCAGCUGAAGGAGCAGGAGAAGGAGAACUCGAGACUGUUGGCUAAUGCUGCAGCCGCCAGAGAAGCAAGCAGGAUGAAGAGUCAAUUCCUCGCCAACAUGUCGCACGAAAUCCGGACGCCGAUCGCUGGAGUGAUUGGUAUGAGCGAGCUUCUCUUCGACAUGAAUCUCAAUGAGGAGCAGAAGGAGUGCGCAGAGAAUAUACAUCGGUCAGCCAACAGCCUUUUGACUGUGAUCAACGACAUCUUGGACUUCUCCAAGGUCGAAAGCGGGCGACUCGACGUCGAGGAAGUGCAGUUCAGUCUCAGCGUGGUCCUCCGAGAUGUCAACAAGAUGAUGUCUUUCGCCGCACAACGGAAAGGAUUGGCGUAUUAUAGCUUCAUUGAGCAUGAAGUGGAGCAAGAUCUGAGAGUCAUCGGUGACCCAGGACGACUCCGCCAGAUCCUGACGAAUGUUCUAACGAAUAGUAUCAAGUUCACGUCGGAUGGAUCUGUGAAGCUCAAUGUCGCCAUCACCCAGAGGUCAAAGGAUUCGGUAACGGUGAACUUCAUGGUGCAUGACACGGGUAUUGGCAUUGAAGAGGAGGUUCGUAAGCACCUGUUUCAGCCCUUCAGUCAGGCGGAUUCCUCUACGGCUCGUCGCUUUGGUGGAACCGGUCUGGGCUUGACGAUCAGUAAAAACCUUGUAGAGCUCAUGAAGGGUCAGAUCUGGUUGGACUCGAAGCUGGGACAAGGCACUACAGCCACGUUCUGGAUUCCUUUCGCGAGAGCCUCCUAUUCCGAUGACGGGUCACCAUUGGUUGAUCUUGCGUCAAUCCCUGACAGGCUUCAGAGUGACGUGUCGGUGUCAGUAGGAAGCUCUGAAGAUCACACGCCGCCGCUGACCCCUAGAGACUCGCAUUCGAGACUUCAGCCGUUCCCGAUCGGAGGCAAGCUGCCGGAUCAUCUUGCCAGUAUACCGGAAUUAGAAAGGAAGAAUACCCACGUUUUGGUCGUAGAAGACAACCAUAUCAACCAGCAGAUCGCCUUGAAGACCAUCAAGAAGCUCAAAUUCUCGGUGAAUGCGGUAUGGAAUGGUCAAGAAGUUCUGGACUAUCUGGCAAAGGACUUCACUCCUUCUCAUCCACGGCCCGACAUCAUUCUCAUGGAUGUGCAAGUAAGUAACGGUGCACGACCGGGUGCUGAUCUUGUGACUAAACUUUUCCUGAAGAUGCCUAUCCGAGAUGGUUACUCUGCCACACAUGCAAUCAGAACUGAAGCACCGUGGAGAGACAAACCUGAAGUUCGAGGCGUUCCUAUCGUCGCAAUGACAGCCAGCGCCAUCCAGGGUGACAAGGAAAAGUGCACGCUGGCAGGAAUGGACGACUACUUGGCCAAGCCAGUCAAAGGCAAACUUCUCGAAAAGAUGCUUGUCAAAUGGGCGAUCGAGGGACGCCGAAAAACGGCACUUGCAAAGCUGUCCAAAAAUGCACCAGAUCGACAUGGGUAUCUAUCCACAUCGACCUCCUCCGCCACAAAUAACGUUAGCGCAAAGGAUAGUUCGCAAAUCGCAAGCCAAACGGACCGUCCUGAAACAACGGCGUCCGCACUGACCGCCCAGCUAGACCGGUUGCAUUAUCAAAGCGAUGCAGCAUUCGCAAGGACAUCGGAAAAUGAAGCGGACAGGGCUUUGAGGCGAAUACAGGCUGAGGAGAGAGAUACGAAGCUGCGCGACGACAAAUUGCUAUCACUCACCGGACCGCAGCUUCACCGCCACGGCACGGCUCAGGGUCGGGAGAGCGAGCCCACCAUGCCGCUCACAGAAGAGAACAUGGAGAGGUUUUCUCAUGCCCAAGAUGGCGAAGUUGUUGCACGUAGGCCGAAAGAAUCGCCAGAUGCCGGAUCAGAUGUGGUCAACCAGCCGCACAGCCGGACGCAGAGCAGGGCAGAGCAUCUUGCACCUCGACCGUCGCUUUCAGAAUCUCGUCUUCGCGAAAGCCAACAAACGAUCACUCCACAGGCUAUGUCCCCCGAGUAGUCUUGCUCAAGUGGUUUCGUGGCCUGAUUAUACUAUGAAUAAUACAACCAAUAGCCGCUGCCUUCCCUACAGUUUGAAGGUUGACCGAGCGGAUUUGCGUAGCUCGAGUUUCCAAGAAAUUCUCGGAGUCAUGUUGAGGAGAACUUCAAGUAAGUUACAGCACGGUAAAGAAGCAUGAAUAGUCCUGC